GAACAAAGCGGAACAAAACAGGCUAGGCCGGGGCCUCCCAACUCGUGCCGGUGCCGCCCCGGGUGGCGCCCCGGCCGGGAGACUGCCCCGGGGGCGCCAGGGGAGGGCGAGGACACGGGCCAACUGUACACCCGGCCCGGCCCGGGGACCGACCCGGCCCUGCGCUGCCUGCCCCGCCGGCGCCCUGGGGCUCCGCGGCCACAGCGCAGACAGACCCCGAGGGGCGAGGCCAAGGACCGAGGGCAGAAUGGGGGAGCGGCGGUGCCUGACUUUCAGUGUCUAUCCAGCCUAUUCGCAUUUUGAUAGUGGGGGUCCGCAGAAUGCUAGACCUUGCCCUCCCAUCCCCUGCUGCAGAAGACCUUGCACUUUUGAAGAGUGGAAUGGCCCACUGCUUCUUUAUUUUGUAUACAGCCUACUCCAGCAUGGACAUGUGAAAUUUCCAAGAAAGUGGAACAACAGAGAAGUGUGUGGAUAUGCAUGUGUUCGACUAUGGCAGAAGAAUAGGUGGCAAGGAUAUUUGGCAAAGAUGAUAGAAAGUAUAGACAACGGAAAAACAGGGGAAAAGAAAGUGGGAACUCUGAACUUAGAAGAUUUAAGACUGCAGAUAGUACCAUGAGGCACCAGCUCUUUGCCCUGGAAGCAAACCCUCUUUGGGAAGAGGAGAUAUUGGUAUCACAGUUUCCCUGCCCUUUUCCUUCAAAACACAUUGAAACAAAAGUUAUUUUGCAGUGGGAUACAUGAUUGAAGACUUUUGACUUUAGUAGAAGUUUUGAUGAUUGAUGGAAUGUGGUUGCAAAUUCUGCAGGUUUUUUUUUUUUUGUGAUUGCUUUGGAAUUUUCUUUAGUAGUAGGUUAAACUUGAACCCAUUCUGAAAGCAUAUCUACCCUAACAAGAACAUCAUUAUAAUUAUAGCAUUUGGUCAUGUGAAUAAAAUCAACCUGUAUGUUAACAAAAGGACUCAUUAUAUUUGCUGCCAUCUUGGUCUUGAUGGGUUUCCCAACAUUAUGUACCUGUCAGAUGAGGCAGGUACAACAAUUUCGUGGGGUUAUUAAAGGAAAAUUUAGAACUUACCAAACAGUUUUGGAAUGCAGCAACACUAGUUUUCCAGUUGCUCAUAUGCAUUAUGCCCUGAAGCACAGAAGCAGUGUAAGGAAGGAUAACAUUAGAUGCAAAUGGUCUAGUCUUGUAGAAGAGCCAGGACUUGCAGAGUGGUUGAUAGAUCUAGCCAUCUGCCCUGGCACUGAACCCUUUGGAUCCAUGAACUUCCAGUCUUAUGCCCUGGGGAAAUUUUUCCACUCAUUUUUGGAACCCCUGACUUGUUGACAAACUAUCCUUUAUUGGGUCAGUGACUGCAGACUCAAGUAGUCUACUAUUAUAGCCAGCCCUAAAACAGGUAAAAUAAAAAGGCCUUAGUGAAUAUAUUUAUAAGAAUACACCCUGGUCAUCUUUUUUCCAACUGCCAGUACCUAGAUCUAAAGGUGAAUAGGAUCAAAUUAGGGGCAGUAGUGCCACUUGGUAGUUAAAUAUAUCAAAUCAUUAUAAUGAUAGUGGGUUUGCUUGAUUUAUACCUCUUAUUGGGGAAAGCUUCCAGUGUUUCUCCAUUACAAAUGUUAUCUCGGUUUUAGAUAAAUGUUUUUGACAAUAUCAGGGAUAGGUUCUUUCACCCCUAUGCAGUUCCAUGUUUUUAAUAUAGAAUAUGUGCUACACUUUAUUAAAGACCU
Messenger RNA from Phascolarctos cinereus (koala), 1721 nucleotides. The record is from RefSeq and is a predicted model, not a curated record. Lineage: Eukaryota; Metazoa; Chordata; Mammalia; Diprotodontia; Phascolarctidae.